AUGAAACCAGAGGACUCGGGCUGUCGCCUCCCAGACCUGCACCAUCAACAUCAGAGCAGCUGCAGACACAAGACGGGAAAGACCUCAAGAUUUAAACAUCAGGGAUAUCUGAAGAAACACAUGAUCGUCCACGCGGGUGAGAAGUCCUUCACGUGUGGUGUUUGCGGUACAAGUUUCAAGCGGAGGAUAGAUUUUAAGAGACACAUGAGCGUCCAUUCAGGAGAAAAGCCUUUCAGUUGCAACAUUUGUGGUAAAAGCUUCAACCGGGGGGGAAACCUGAAGACGCACAUGACCGUCCACACGGGAGAGAAGUCGUUCAGUUGUGAUGUGUGCGGUAAAACCUUCACUCGAAAGGGAAAUCUGAAGAUCCACGCUCGCGUCCAUAUUGGAGAGAAGCCGUUCGUUUAA
Molecule: messenger RNA, 408 nt
Organism: Cololabis saira (Pacific saury)
Lineage: Eukaryota; Metazoa; Chordata; Actinopteri; Beloniformes; Belonidae
Product: gastrula zinc finger protein XlCGF7.1-like
Exons: 2
Coding region: 1-408 (135 amino acids)
Biological process (GO): regulation of transcription by RNA polymerase II
Molecular function (GO): DNA-binding transcription factor activity; RNA polymerase II cis-regulatory region sequence-specific DNA binding
Source: RefSeq, a predicted model, not a curated record